Messenger RNA from Rhincodon typus (whale shark), 825 nucleotides. It is a transcript of the gene exosc2, whose product is annotated as exosome component 2. The record is from RefSeq and is a predicted model, not a curated record. Gene Ontology annotation, molecular function: RNA binding. Gene Ontology annotation, cellular component: nuclear exosome (RNase complex); cytoplasmic exosome (RNase complex). Lineage: Eukaryota; Metazoa; Chordata; Chondrichthyes; Orectolobiformes; Rhincodontidae. Gene Ontology annotation, biological process: U4 snRNA 3'-end processing; TRAMP-dependent tRNA surveillance pathway; CUT catabolic process. The coding region runs from base 179 to 775 and encodes 198 amino acids. The transcript is spliced from 5 exons.
CCAUCAUCAACAUGGAUUUUUAUCCUGACAUUCCUGGAGUGGAGUAUAUUAGGAACUGUGGAUGCCGCACGGUUCAGUGAAGUCAAGAGCAAAACAUCCCAGUUGCCUCUUUCUGUUCCUCUUUACUUUGGUUAGGACAGUGGGCUCAGACUUGAUUCUCAAUUCAAGGCUGUCUUAAAUGCUGUGUGUGGGUUAUCACAGUGCUUGUCCAAAUAUUUCUUGUCUCCCUUACAUAACUUUUGUCUCCUUACAGAGAAGAAGGUCUGCAGAGGAUGAACUGAUGAUGAGGGAUUACCUGCAAGAAGGAGAUUUGAUCAGUGCAGAGGUACAGGCUGUGUUUGCAGAUGGUGCUCUGUCCUUGCACACCAGGAGUCUGAAGUAUGGCAAGCUGGGCCAGGGAACAUUGGUCCAAGUAUCCCCUUCACUUGUAAAACGCCGCAAGACUCAUUUUCAUAACCUGCCCUGUGGAGCUGCCAUCAUCCUUGGGAAUAAUGGCUACAUCUGGAUUUAUCCAAUUACUGAACAGAAGGACGAUGAAGCAGGAGGAUUUGUGACUAACUUGGAGCCAGUUCCUGUAACAGACAGAGAGGUGAUCUCACGACUCCGCAACUGCAUCAUUGCCCUGAAUAUUCACAAGAUGUUGCUGUAUGAUACCAGUGUUCUGUAUUGCUAUGAAGCUUCAAUGCAUCAACAGAUCAAAGAUAUUCUGAAGCCGGAAAUAAUGGAAGAAAUAGUGAUGGAGACAAGACAACGUUUAAUUGAUCAGGAAGGAUAAGGAAAAGACUUUUUUUUAACUAAUAUUUUGAAUAAAAUUUUACAAUAAUC